Penicillium angulare is the source of this 417-nucleotide messenger RNA. RefSeq lists its product as uncharacterized. The coding region runs from base 1 to 417 and encodes 138 amino acids. Lineage: Eukaryota; Fungi; Ascomycota; Eurotiomycetes; Eurotiales; Aspergillaceae. The record is from RefSeq and is a predicted model, not a curated record. The transcript is spliced from 2 exons.
AUGACAGUGUUCCUCAAGGAGCUCGAGUACGUCAGUGGAAUCGUUCUUCUCACUGCCAACCGUAUCACAUCCUUCGAUCGAGCUGUUGAAUCCCGCAUACACCUUGCAUUGGAGUACGCUUCACCAGGCAUUGCGACUCGUCAGCAACUGUGGUUGCAAACUUUGAAGUCAAUCCCGGCUGAGGACAUCGACAUCGAUCCCGAAGACGCAGUUGACACCUUUGUAAGGGUCAAAAUGAAUGGACGAGAGGUUGUCAACGCAAUUCACACUGCUCGUACGAUUGCACGAUUUGAAAAAAAGACACUCAUGUUUGCUCGUAUCGAGACAGUACUUGGAUUCUGGCGAGAAUUCGACGACAGCCUGAAAAAGACUGCAAAGUUGACCGCGCAAAUCGAGGGAAAAAGUGAACGAUCAUAG